AUGUCUGUCCACGCUGAGGCGCCGCCGCCGCUGGUGAGCGAGCCUAGUGAUUAUCAAUAUGCGACGGGAGCGCAGCUGGGAAAAGGUGGAUUUGCGAUAUGCCAUCGCGCAGAGCUGCUGGAUCAGAGCAGACCGACUGGACGGAUAGUCGCGCUCAAGAUCGUCAAGUCCAAGAUGGAGCCUCCGAAACUUGCACAGAAGUUCGUCACGGAGCUGCAAAUACACUCAAAGCUCCAUCACCCCAAUAUAGUCGAGUUCUAUCGCGCAUUUUCGUUCCAAGCCUGCACAUACGUCGUGCUGGAAAUAUGCGACAACGGCUCUCUUGCAGACGUGAUCCGGAAGCGGAAGUAUUGUACGAUGCCGGAAAUCCGCCGCUUCAUCAUCCAAACCUGCGGCGCGGUCAAGUACCUGCACCACCGGAAUAUCGUCCAUCGGGAUCUCAAGACUGGCAAUCUCUUCCUAGAUAAGAAUAUGAACAUCAAGGUCGGCGAUUUCGGGCUGGCGGCCGUCUUGUUGUCCCAAAACGAUAUUGGUGCGCGACGGACAACCAUGUGCGGCACCCCCAACUACCUGGCACCGGAGAUUCUUGAAAAAGGAGGCAAGGGACACAAUGAGAAGGUGGACCUGUGGGCGAUCGGAAUCAUUGCGUACACUCUCGCGGUGGGCAGGGCGCCUUUCCAUGCGGCGAAGCGGGAGGACAUCUACAAGAAAUUGCAGACAUGCGAUUAUACCUGGCCGGAGUUGUCCAAGACCCCAAAUGACAUAUCGAACGACCUGAAAGACUUGGUCGGUUCACUGCUGGUGCAUGAAGAUGAUAGGCCGGUACCGGACCAGAUUGUUAGCCACACUUUCUUCAAGACUGCGUUCGUGCCGGUCCAGCUAGAUUCACAAUGCGCAACCCGGGCUCCUACAUUCUCGAGUGUCCGCCCCCCUACAGCGGAGGUCCUCCGGAGAGGCUACUCGGACUCUUGGUACGAUCUGUGUAAGGAGUCCGGCGUUGGGGAAUACGCACCUGGAAAGGUCUUCCCAGUCAUCGGCGGUCGAAAAAUCCGUUCGGUUGUACGAGACUGCGAGAAAGAGUUGCAGGCGGGUCGACAACCUGUUGUACCAAUACCGGCAGACACUGUCUACCUACCGUUCCCUGAGCGGAACAACUUCCCCUACCCUGCGGUGGAAGGGUUGAGUGACAUAGUGGAGGCGGAAGAAAAGAGCUCUUCGGCUGAGGGGCAGGCGUUGAUGGAGACAACAGCAAAUGACCGGAUUAAAGAACCACCAAUGCGAGCCACCACGAGGAUAUCCCGAGCACCUCCAUCAAAGGAAAAUGUGGCACCGGAACAGCCAGCGGAGAUACCUCCUCUAGACCGUCCAAGGCGAAAGGGCACUGUGCGCAAGACCUCCGAUCCUGUGGUCAAAGAUAGCGCACGACAGGCCACGCGGUCAUCCCGAGCGGUAAAAGGGACUCAGGCAACUGUCGCUGUGGCGGGAGACCUACCACGGAAACAAGAGACGAUGACUCAAACGACAGAGGUACCAGCGGAGAGUGCGAUCAUAUCCAACAAGGUAUCACAAUCCGAAGGCACCGAUGAAAAACCUGCUCAAGCUACCAUUCGCAAGUCACCGGUACCGCCGAGUGGACCUAUCAUCCCCAAUACCGAUCCGGAAGCGGUGCUCGCGCGUGUCUCAGAGUUCCGCAACAACGUAGCUCAAGCGCUUGCAAACAGACGUAGCACAUCUCGGAAGGAGCAGCGCACGCAGCUUCCAUACGUUUCGAAGUGGGUCGACUAUUCAAGAAAACAUGGCGUCGGCUACGUCCUGGAGGAUGGGACGAUUGGUACUCUCGUGAAUGCUACGAAGCGGUAUCCAGUAACGCACGUCCUGGUCCGGAAUGGCUACACUUACUUCAAGGAUGGAAAAAUCGACUCCAGCUUCAUUAAUAAGAUACCUUUCGAAUUUUACGCAGACUCCGCCAACGAUGGCAUUCGGAGCACUACCGUAGACAAGGAUCGGAAGCGGUCGACGGGCGGUGUCUGGGCACAAUUCAGCAGAUACAUGUGUCAGCAGCUCGGACAAGCUGAGACCAGCGCAGAUGUGGAUGCAGCAGAUAGCAAAACCUCGCCUUUCAUAAGGUUUUAUCAGCGGCUUGGAACAGUCGGCAUCUGGGGGUUUACCGACGGAUGCUUCCAGUUCAACUUCCAGGACCACACGAAGCUGGUGAUGUCGCCGGACGGCAAGUAUUGCAACUUCACUUGUCUCCCGGUGGAGGGAGCCCAACACUUGAAAGAAAACGGAGACCUGCCAUUCAAGUACAUCCGGCAGCGGAAGACCUUGUCUGGUUUGGUGCACACGCUCCUCUUCGGCACCGCGGACGAAGCUGUAGCGUAUCGAGCAGUAACAGAAGCCAACCUACUACCGGAGAAGUUAAGGUUCAUCAUCAAGUUAAUGAACGAAUGGGUUGGUUGUGGCGGUCUUGGUUGUCUCUCGCCGGAGGCGCAGCGGAUGAAGUGGGAAGGACCUCAGGUGUUUGACAAGAAGAAGAAUGAUGAAUGGGUUACCGCUGUCACGAAGCGCGCGGGGCGCAAGAAAGAUGCCAGUAAUACCAAACAGCCCACCUCAGGCGGGGGGAAGAGCUCGGGGUUCGCGAAAAAGGCGGUCUUCGAAUCGACGAAGAAGAAGGAAGUCGGCGUCUCGGACCUCACGUUGAUCAGCAAGAUAUCGAACGAGGCGAUCAACGACAACCUGAAGAAGCGAUUCGAGAAUGCGGAAAUCUACACCUAUAUUGGACACGUGCUGGUGUCCGUCAACCCGUUUCGGGACCUGGGCAUCUAUACCGAGCAGGUGUUGAACAGCUACAAGGGCAAAAACAGGCUGGAGAUGCCCCCGCACGUCUUCGCGAUCGCCGAGUCCUCGUACUACAACAUGAACGCAUACAAGGAGAAUCAGUGCAUCAUCAUCUCGGGAGAGUCUGGCGCAGGAAAGACCGAGGCCGCGAAGAGGAUAAUGCAGUACAUUGCUAGCGUCUCCGGCGGCAGCAACUCGUCCAUCCAAGAGAUCAAGGACAUGGUGCUGGCCACCAAUCCACUUCUGGAAUCCUUUGGCAAUGCGAAGACACUGAGGAACAACAACUCGUCAAGAUUUGGAAAAUACCUAGAGAUACAGUUCAACGCGCAAGGCGAGCCGGUUGGUGCGAACAUCAACAACUAUCUGCUAGAGAAGUCAAGAGUCGUCGGUCAGAUUACGAAUGAGCGGAGUUUCCACAUUUUCUACCAGUUCACAAAAGCCGCUUCAUCAACCUACAGAGAAAUAUUCGGGGUGCAACAGCCGCAAUCCUACCUCUACACGAGUCGGUCAAAGUGUUACGACGUGAACGGCAUAGACGACCAUGCGGAUUUCAAAGAGACACUGAAUGCGAUGAACAUCAUCGGCUUGGCGCAAUCGGAGCAAGACAACAUUUUCCGAAUGCUCGCAGCUGUCCUAUGGCUAGGAAACAUUACCUUUACGGAGGACGACCAAGGCAACGCUGCGAUAAUGGACCAGUCGAUCGUCGAUUUCGUGGCGUACCUACUGGAGGUUGACUCGGCGCAUGUCAACAAGGCGUUAACGCAGAGAGUCAUGGAGACUAGCCGCGGGGGUCGCAGAGGCUCUGUGUAUGACGUGCCCCUGAAUCCAGCGCAAGCGACAUCAGUGCGAGACGCGCUGUCGAAGGCCAUUUACAACAACAUGUUCGACUGGAUAGUCGAGAGGGUCAAUGCUUCUCUGAAGGCACGAGGCGUGCUGGCGCAGUCCAUUGGCAUUCUGGAUAUCUACGGCUUUGAGAUCUUUGAGCGUAACAGCUUCGAGCAGCUGUGCAUCAACUAUGUCAACGAGAAGCUGCAGCAAAUCUUCAUUCAGCUGACACUAAAGACAGAGCAAGAGGAGUAUCAACGGGAGCAAAUUACAUGGACGCCCAUCAAAUACUUCGAUAAUAAGGUGGUCUGCGAACUGAUUGAGGAGAAGAGGCCUCCCGGUGUUUUCGCAGCAUUGAAUGACGCUUGCGCGACCGCUCACGCAAACCCGGCCGCCGCAGAUCAGACUUUUGUUCAGCGAUUAAACGCAUUAUCCUCAAACCCGCAUUUUCAGCCACGGCAAGGCCAGUUCAUUAUCAGACACUACGCUGGUGACGUUUCGUACGAGGUGCAAGGCAUGACAGACAAGAACAAGGAUCAACUGCUGAAAGAUCUCUUGAAUCUCGUUGGGCAAAGCUCGAAUCAGUUCGUCCAGACGCUCUUCCCAGAUCAAGUGGAUCAGGAUAACAGGCGACGGCCGCCAACGGCUGGUGACAAGAUCAAGGCUUCUGCGAACGAUCUCGUGGCUACCUUGAUGAAAGCAUCCCCAUCCUACAUUCGAACGAUCAAGCCAAACGAAAACAAGUCGCCUUCAGAAUACAACGAGCCGAACGUGCUCCACCAGAUCAAGUACCUCGGUCUGCAGGAGAACGUCCGCAUCCGCCGCGCUGGCUUCGCAUACCGUCAGACAUUCGAGAAAUUCGUUGAGCGCUUCUUCCUUCUCUCACCGAAGACUUCGUACGCAGGCGAAUACACAUGGACAGGUGACUACAAAACCGGCACAAAGCAGAUACUCAAAGACACCAGCAUUCCAGCGGAAGAGUACCAAAUGGGCGUCACGAAAGCUUUCAUCAAGACGCCAGAGACUCUGUUCGCCUUGGAAACAAUGCGCGACCGUUACUGGCACAACAUGGCCAUUCGCAUCCAGCGCGCUUGGAGAAACUACUUGAGGUACCGAACAGAAUGUGCCAUUCGCAUUCAAAGGUGGUGGAGAAGACUAAAAGGAGGUCUCGAGUUCAUCCAACUUCGCGACUACGGCCACCAGGUGCUCGCGGGACGGAAAGAGAGGCGGAGGUUCAGCUUGCUCGGUUAUCGAAGAUUCCUCGGCGACUACCUUGGUCUCAACAACCGAGGUGGUCCUGGCGAGAUGAUACGGAGCUCUAUCAACCUAGGCGGGAAUGAGCCAGUCCUGUUUUCUUGCCGAUCGGAGCUCCUAGUAUCCAAAUUGGGCCGCUCGAGCAAACCCGAGCCUCGAAUGCUCGUCCUCACAGGCAGGAAUGUCUAUAUCGUCAAGCAAGCCCUCGUCAAUCGCCAGUUGUCAAUACAGGCCGAGCGAACAAUCGCUUUAGGAGCUAUUCGGUUUGUCAGCUGUUCUACGCUCAAGGACGAUUGGUUUUCGAUCGGCGCGGGCUCGCCGCAAGAGCCUGAUCCUCUGAUCAAUUGCAUAUUCAAGACUGAGUUCUUCACGCACCUCAAGAAGGUAACCCGUGGUUCCCUCGAUCUUCGAAUUGGAAAUACGAUCGAGUACAACAAGAAGCCCGGGAAACUAGCUGUGGUGAAGGUAGUAAAAGAUCCAGCCGUGCCGCGAGACGACGUUUACAAGAGUGGAACCGUCCAUACUGGUCCUGGCGAGCCGUCGAAUUCAGUGUCGAGGCCAACGCCGCGUGGUAGGCAAGUUCCCGGCAAGCCGAUCACGAAAGGCAAGUUGCUUCGCCCCGGCGGUCCCGUGUCGAAGCUUGCCUCUCGUCCUGCACAAUCCAGGCCAGUACCACAACCUGCUCCGCCACGACCGAUACCUCAGGCAACCCCAAUUGCUGCCCAGUCGCGGCCGGUGCCGCAGCCGGUGGCCGCUCUGAACGGCGUGAAUCAUUCCCGAAACACAUCCACAGCAUCUACCGCUUCUGCGCAUCUUCCUCCGCCACCUCCUCCUGCAGCCCCGCCGGCACCCAAAGAGCCGACUUACCGGGCAUUGUAUGACUUCAACGGUCAGACAAGCGGUGAGCUGAACAUUGCAAAGGAUGAGAUCAUCGUCAUUGUUCAAAAGGAAAACAAUGGUUGGUGGCUAGCACGGCGCCUCGACAACUCCGCCUCGGGUUGGGCGCCCUCAGCUUAUCUCGAAGAAUACGCGUCUAAACCUGCACCGCCUCCUCCACCACCGCCCGUCGCUUCUCGAGCCGUUCCAGCGCCUCCAGUUGCGAACGGCGUAGCAAGCAGCGGCAUGGGCGCCGGCGCUCGUGCAAAACCAACGCCGCCAGCUCCGCCGAACAAGCGUCCAGUUGGGAGGAAACCUGCACCGCCGUCCGCACCUCGAGAUAGUGGCUACUCCGGGAGCGAUCGGAGCGGCACCAGUACGCCGCGGGAUAGCAACGCCAGCGCUAGUAUGGCUGGUGGACUGGCGGAGGCGCUGCGGCAGCGGCAGGCGGCGAUGCAUGCUAGGAAGGAUCAUGAGGAUGACUGGUGA
Molecule: messenger RNA, 6282 nt
Organism: Coniosporium apollinis CBS 100218
Lineage: Eukaryota; Fungi; Ascomycota; Dothideomycetes
Product: PLK protein kinase
Exons: 8
Coding region: 1-6282 (2093 amino acids)
Biological process (GO): endocytosis; protein phosphorylation; actin filament organization
Cellular component (GO): actin cortical patch; vesicle; myosin complex
Molecular function (GO): actin filament binding; protein kinase activity; ATP binding
Source: RefSeq, a predicted model, not a curated record